CGCAUUUCAGAACGCUUUAGAUUGUCGGUGCAGUCGUAUGACAGCUUGAGAUUUGUCACUCAGUACAUCAAGCAAUAUGGAUGAAGCGAUUAAUUUUCUAAACGUUGAAAUCGGUGUAUUUCUACGGUAUCUGCGAUGUUUUUCAAAAAUCGAAAACGUACAAAUCAACAAAAAAACAAUCGAACUGUUUGAAGAAGCAAAGUUGAACAUAAAACAACUGACGCAAGGUGCACAAAUUAUUGAGAAUUCAGCCCGAAAUGAUGUAGAUUUCCUAUUUGACCUCAACGAACAUCAGUAUGAACUUCAACGACAUAUUUUGUGCCGAUCAUGUUUUGACAUGUUUCCACUGUCAAAGCAUGAUUUCGUCAUGCAUUUGAAACGAAAACAUUGUACCGCUACAUCGACUGGAUCGAAUUCAUUUUCAUCGGACUUUUUUCCCGAUUCCGAAUCAACGACUUAUCAUUUUAACGGUCACAGCAAAACACCGUCACCACAAAUGGACGCUGGUAAAAAUAGUAGUUUUGGUGGUAGUCAUCAUCUUAGUUGCACAUUCAGCGACAAUGGAUUUGUUGAAGACAGUAAUAUUGCACAAAACAACAUUUCAAACAAUGCAUAUCCGCGAUAUUCGGAUAUUCUUCGAACCGCUCCGCCACCACAAGAUCCCGAAGAAAAUGUGGUUAACAUCAAACCAAUCGACACAUUCAUGACAUUAGGUGAUUUAAUACGAACCGAUCGAUGCUUCGAAGCAAUCUCAUUGGAAAUGACCGAUUUCAUGACACAGACUGAUCAACGAUUCCAAAGCGAAAUGAAAAUUUUGAAUCUGUUGAAAUACGUUGUCAACUCAUUUGAUUCUGCUUUAAAGGUAUUGCCAUUUGGUUCAGUGGAAUAUGGUUUCAGUGGUGCAAAUACAAAUUACAAUAUUCUGAUUGAUACACGAAAAACGGAAAAGGCACCAGCCUUACUGUUGCGCACAUUCCAAAAAUUCUUCAUGAGCACAGAAGCGCAGCGAUAUUUUGAUUUUCCGGAAAAAAUCAACUCAAAUCGCGUUCUAAAGCAGCAAUUGAAAAUGACUCAUAAAGAAUCUCGCAUUGAAUGCCUCCUGCUGUUCGAUUGUGACAUAAGUGUGGCCAAAGCUACUGAAAUCAUCAAGGAUUUCAUCGCUGUGAAACCAAUCUGCCGUCAGCUGAUUGCGUACGUCAGAGCUUGGCAAAAUGUCGUAAACCGUUUGGCCAUACAGCAUGGAGAAGCGGUCUUUCAGUUUAAUACAUACAUCAUAGCAGUACUAGUAAUAUUCUUUAUGCAAGUGCACUACGAUCUACCCACCGUAAGCGAAAUAUCGACACUCGCAGCGAGCGGAAAAAUCACAUCAACUCCCAAAUCCAUUCUCGAAGAACAAAAAAUCUUUGGCAAAAUUUUAUUUGAGUUUUUUCAUUUCUAUGGCGCACGAUAUGAAGUAAACAAUCAUUUGGUUAGCGCACGUAUUGGUCGUUGGCAAGAACAAAGAUUAACUCAACAACAAAAGUACUUUACGCCCGAACAGAAAAGAUUGAGAGAUGGAAUGACAUCAAAUUCGGCCAACUGGCAAAAGUGCACUAUGUUCGUGCAGGAUCUAAUUUCACCCGAGUUGAAUAUCACAGCCGAAAUAUCAAAAGAGAAAGCAUACAACUUCCAAGAAAUGUGUCAAAUGUUUUCUACAACACAACGAUCAUCAUUGGUGAAGCGAAUAAAAAAAGAGUCACCGCAAGUAAAUUAUCAGCCAUUGCACCGAACAAUUUCACAAAAUAGUUUACCAUCUGUGAAAUCAGUACCUUCGAAUCGUGUCAAAACCACCAAAGAGGAUAAAAACAAAGCAUCCACAUUAAUGGCAUCGAAAAAAAUUGCGACAAAAAAGGGAUGCCCAAAAAAUCCGUUGGCAACUUUAGACGAAGUCAUAAAGAAUGGAAAAAUAUACGAAGCUAUAACCAAUGAAUUGGCGAUAUCGUCUUUACGCUCUGAAGAGAAACUUCGUCACGAAGGUCGAAUUUUGGGAAUGCUGAAGCAACAUUUCAAAUUAUUUGAUCGCACAUUGGCGCUAAUUCCGUUCGGUUCGACUACAUAUGGUUUUGCUGGCUCGAGUUUGAAUUACAAUAUUCUCGUUGAUACUCGAAAAUCCAAACAGAUACAUAGUAAUGUUUUGGAAUCUUUUGAAAAGUAUCUCACUAAAACCGACAUACAAUUACAUUUCGAUGACAUAGCCGAAAUACCGGCCAGCCGUGUACUAAAGCAACAGCUACGAAUGAUACACAAAGAAUCUGGUAUUCAUGUAUUGCUACUAGCCGACGAUGUAACUGUAGCUGACACAUCAAAGAUUAUUCGCGAUUUCAUUGCGAUUAAACCGAUUUGUCGCAAUUUAAUUGAAUGUAUCAUAUCGUGGCGAGAUGCUUUGAACAGCAUCUUAGCACAAAGUGGUGCCACCCCAUUCCAGUUUAAUACUCACAUGAUCUCGGUGCUUGUGAUAUUUUUCAUGCAAGUAAACUAUGAGCUUGGAACGGUUCAAGAAAUAUCAACAAUUCGUUCGAAUCCGGAGACAAUGAAGAAGGCGGAUAUAUCGCUGAAGAAAGAUUUGGCCAUUUUCGAUAAAAUAUUGGCCGAUUUCUUCUGGUUUUAUGGUCAGCGAUAUCAAAUUUGGAAUCAUGUCAUUAGCUUGAACAUUGGUCGAUGGCAAGAACGACGCAUCCAAGAUCAACAAAAAUGGUUUUUGCCUAAUCAGAAACGGCUGCGUGACGGAAUCAACACAAAUCCAGCCAAUUGGAAAAAUUGUACAAUGUUCGUCGAGGACGUGACCCGAUCGGGCAUUAAUGUAGCAGCUGAAAUCACAGCAAAGGAUUCUUAUGGCUUCCAGGAGAUGUGUCAAAUAUUUGCAAAGAAAAAUAUUUGCCAUAAAAUAUGCCACAAAGAUCAAGAAGAUUAAUAACUAUGCAAUGUCCACACAAAUUCCAAUCAUGAAUACUCAAACAAAAAAAAAAGUUCAAAAUGCUGAAAGCAAUCAAUUCACUAAGAAUAAUACUUUAAGUCACAUCUGUUGUGCGAAAAUGUUAAAAGUAUCAAUAAUAAAAUGUCAGUA
This is a messenger RNA of Contarinia nasturtii (swede midge), 3103 nucleotides long. RefSeq lists its product as uncharacterized. Bases 77 to 2950 code for a protein of 957 amino acids. NCBI's taxonomy places the organism in Eukaryota, Metazoa, Arthropoda, Insecta, Diptera, Cecidomyiidae. The transcript has 12 exons. The record is from RefSeq and is a predicted model, not a curated record. Gene Ontology annotation, molecular function: nucleotidyltransferase activity. Gene Ontology annotation, biological process: RNA 3'-end processing.